Messenger RNA from Corapipo altera (White-ruffed manakin), 452 nucleotides. Its product is annotated as sentrin-specific protease 3-like. The annotation marks the transcript as partial. Gene Ontology annotation, biological process: protein desumoylation. The record is from RefSeq and is a predicted model, not a curated record. Lineage: Eukaryota; Metazoa; Chordata; Aves; Passeriformes; Pipridae. Gene Ontology annotation, molecular function: deSUMOylase activity. Gene Ontology annotation, cellular component: nucleus. The transcript is spliced from 3 exons.
GGCACCGGGAGGGAACUGGGACGGAACUGGUGCCACUGGUGCCUCUGCCCCCCCCAGGUUCACUUCUUCAACAGCUUCUUCUACGACAAACUGAGGACCCGCGGCUACGAGGGGGUGCAGAGAUGGACCAAGAACGUGGACAUUUUCGGGAAGGAGCUGCUGCUGAUCCCGAUCCACCUGGAGGUUCACUGGUCCCUCGUGGCCGUGGACGUUUCCCGGCGCAGAAUCACCUACUUCGACUCCCAGCGCACCCUCAACCGCCGCUGCCCCAAGCACAUCUGCAGGUACCUCCAGGCCGAGGCCGACAAGAAGGAGCGGCCGGACUUCCGGGAGGGCUGGAGGGGGGCCUUCAAAAUGGUGAGAGACCCCCCAGAACGGCCCCAGACACACCCGGGACCCCCAAAAAUGGACUCGGGACCCCCAAAAACCCCCCCGGGACCCCCGAAAACAGA